AUGAGAAUUUGCGUAUUUUAUGGAACUGUACAUUUCAUGGGAAGGUAAAGUUUCAGUUUCAGAAUAUUUCUGGAAAAAAUUUUUCAGAGUUUGUCUAUUUUUCAUCUCUCUCGGUGAUCAAUUAAUUAUCAUAACUUGGAUUUUGAUGACACUAACAUGUUUAAGAUUUGGAUCUUUUUUUGAAGUCAAAGAAUGUUAUGAGGGUAAGUGACACGUGGAAAAUUUAUUUUUCAGCACUAAAAAAUUAGGUUGAAAAUGGCUCUUAAAAAAUUGUUGAACUUUUUAUUUACUCAAAAAAAGUUCAAAAAUAACUUUUUUGGACUUUUCGGGCUCAAAAAUUGGAAUUUGUUUUCAAAAACAUUUGAGAAUUUUUUGGUAGAUCAAAAAACAUCUAUUUCAAAAAUCCACGUGCAUUUUCAGAGCUUGAAAUAUUUUUUUUUAAUUUAAAAUUGUGUUCCGACUAUCUAAAAUUCAAAUAAUUUUGAAAUUUCAAAUCCUAUCAUUAAUUUUUCAAUUGAUCAAGCUCAAAUUACCACGUGAAAUGUUAAUUAAGUCUGCUGAAAUUUGAACAAAUAACUUUUUUCUGACAUUUGAUAUAAGCCAUAAUUAUGUCUUGAGAUCAAACUGUCAUCGCUUGCCACGUGGCAAAAAUCCCCAUGUCACAAAAACAAAAAAUGUUUGCAGCCCGCGAGCCUCCGCUACUUUUUCAUUUCGUCGGCGAAUUCAUGAUGGCCUCAUUUCACGUUUUGAUAAAUGCAGGUAAUCACUAUUUUCCUCAUUUGAAAAUUCUAGUAAAAUUUUUGCAGACCGUCUAAUUUGCCUAAUUCGAAAAACAUCAAAACCGUCGGGACUGAUUUCAAUCUCAUAUUUGCUCACAAUUAUUUUGUUGUUGAUUUCAAGUUUUGGCUAUGCAUUUUUGGCUAGUGAGUAUCAGAGACAGGGAAUCUGGGGGCUAGAAGAGUCUAGUUUUGCGAGAAAAAAAUAAUUUGCAAAAAAAAAAAUGAACUAAAUUUAAUUUACAAGGUAAAUUAUAUGGCCAGGGUAGAAACUCAAACAAGAGCCCGGAACAUCAGGCCUAAGCCUUUAGGCUUGAGCUUUAGAUCUAUAAUUCUGGAUUUCUAGGUUCUAGAUCUUCUAAUCUAGAUCUAGGUAUUCUAAAAAUGUUGAACCUUGUGAAAAUCAGACCAAGAUCGGGAUGAAAUUAGCUCCAAAAGCCUAAAACCCCGGAUUUUUGCAGUCAACACAAUGGACGAAUACUAUUCAAUCUUCAUAAUCCUCAGUGCCAAUCUCACAAGUCUAACUCUCGAAAUCUCGCUCUACAAUCACUCGAAAAAACAAUUCAUCCGAACACGUGGCAUCGUUCCGCUCGCCAAUCGCUACGAAAUCUCAGCCGCCAUCCAAAUUAUCCGCAAAUUUCUGCCCGCCUCAAUAACAAGUGUGAUAUUCAAAUUCGUCAUCGUCACAAUGUUAUUCAUUGCGCGAAGUAAUUUGGAGAACACGUGGAUACCGCAGUUUUUCUACGUGUUGAACACGUUUUGGAAUUUGGAUUGCGCAUUGUUUCCCUGGUUUUUCAUUAUGUUUCAUCCAAGUGUCAAUGAGCGUGUAAGUCUUGACUUCUUCUAACUCUUGAAAAACGUGGCGUUUUGAGUUACAGCUACCAAAUUGGCUACGAAUUUGUUGUCGGAUGAAUGGCAGGAAAACUGGGACCAUCGAUAGCGAUACACAGCAAAAUCAUUUUGAAAGUUUGAAAAAUCAGUGGGCAUGAUAAAGUAGUUUUAUUUCUUGUUUUGCACAAAAAUUAUGAAGUCAGAUGGAAAAAGUAUAGCUGACGUCAGAGAUUUUCGAACAUCAAAUUUGAAAGAAGAACUUUUUGGUGCCAAAAAUUCAAAAUACGUGCCACGUGGAUUUUUGGAAAAACAACAUUUUUUGGUUCCGGAAAAUUCGAGCCCAGGUUCAACGUGGAACUUUUUUUUGAAUCCAAAUUUUUCGAUGCCACGUGGAUUCUAAAUUUUUCUGAAUAAAAUGUUUGGUGCCACGUGGAUUUCUAACAAUUUCUAAUGAAAAAAAAUGAAUAUUUUUCAAAUAUGCCACGUGGAUUUUGAGUUAGGCUAAUUAUGACUCAAAAUCUAGAAGAGAAGUCAUUUUUUUUUUGUUUUCAUCACAGAUGUUUUGGUUUGUGCAGGUUCUGCGAAUUUAAAAUUCAAAAACUAGAAAAUUGAAAAAUCCUUGAAAGUAUGUAGCUGACUUCAGAGAUUCCACGUGGAUUCAAAAUUUUUCAAAAUUCCAACUUCAAAAAGUCAGAUUUUACAUUUUCAAAAUUCGCAGAACCAAACAACAUGUCAUGUCUCUAAUGAAAUGUCGCUAAUGAGAAACAAAAAUUAGCUUAUCUUCUAAUUUUUCGAGUCAUAAUUAGCCAAACUCAAAAAUCACAUGUUUUCGAUCGAAUAUCCGGUCAACCUAAAACAAUGUUUCCACCUUCUAAUUCUCCUCGAAAUCCCGAUUCAUUCUCUAGGCAUCUAUCUAAUCCUAACCCAUACUCCGAUAAAAAUGCAAAGUGUCAAAUCAAUCAUGUUACAAUGUUGUUUGUGGGGUGUUGCGCUAGAUUUAUCGAUUAGUUGCGGCACCAUGCCAUUUGUAUUAUUCCCCACAAUUUCCGGCUAUCCUUUGGGAAUAUUUUCCACAAUUUUCGGGAUUCCUGCAGUGCUUCAAGUUGUCAUCGUCGUCCUAUUUUUGACAGGAAUCGGGAGUUCUAUUGUGAUAGUGCUCGAAAAUAGCUACACAAUUACUAAAAGCAAAAAUUGGUGCUCCAAGAGAAAUCAUUUGAUAAUCUAUUUUCUAAAUGCUUUUCCAGUUUGCCUAAUUUUAUCCUAUGUUUGGCUAACUACUCCAGACCAAAUUUAUGCUUUACAAAUUAUAUGGGCUCAAUUAGAAGCCUCAAAAAUCCCAGAUUAUAUCAAAAAUCUACCAAUCGUAGUGAUUUCCCUAGAUAUUUCCAUAGUUGGCAGAUAUUUUGCAUUUUCUGUCAUCUUCAUAUUCACUCAAGCGCAAUGUUUCUUCAUUCCAACAUUAAUCGAAAUGUGUUCGGCAAGAAAAAACAUAUCGCAGAAAACCAGACAACUUCAAAAUCGAUUUUUCGCCCUGAUUUGCACACAGGUUAUGAUUCCUUUAAGUGUUGUCGCGAUUCCACUGUUAUAUUUGGUUUAUAGUUGCUCAAUGAUGUAUUAUAAUCAAGGUGAGAUUUGGUGGUGGGUUUGCCACGUCAUAGCUACAUUUUUAACAAAUUAAUUAGCUUUCUGACACAUAGGUUCGACGUCAUGACUACAAAAUUCAGAUGAAAUUGUAGUUUUUCGUGAUUUCUGUUGAUGACUUACGAAAAAACAAAUUUUCGAUUUAUCCCAGUUGCCACGUCAUAACUAGAUUUCUUUUCAGCAGAAUAUGGGAAAGGUGUUUUGAAUUUUCGAAAAAAGUUAAGGUUUGCCACGUCAUAACUACUCUUCUAGAAACAUAUAAAAAUGAAAACCAAAAAAAAAAAGAAUGAAAAAAAAAACGAAAAAGGUUCUGGUCCUCAAUUAGGCCAAAUCUGCCACGUUACUCUUGAUUCCCGAAAAAUCCACGUAAUACCCGUUCCUGAAACCUCCCCCCCCAAAAUCCACGUCAUACCCGCUCUCACAAACCUCCCCCCCCCCUCCCAAAAAUCCACAUUAUACCCGCUCCCCACCUCUCAUCGACCUCUCAAUUCCAGCGCUCAAUAAUCUCGUCUUCAUCGUGCUCACCUUCCACGGCAUUCUAUCCACCAUCUCCAUGAUUCUCCUCCAUUCACCAUAUCGAAAUGCCGUGUUUCGUCGAAAAUUUGGCAAAAUCCAAUCGGUGGCUUCAAAUGUCGCCUCCAAAGUUCACAUAAUCCUAUAA
Molecule: messenger RNA, 3909 nt
Organism: Caenorhabditis angaria
Lineage: Eukaryota; Metazoa; Nematoda; Chromadorea; Rhabditida; Rhabditidae
Source: the annotation of a GenBank genome assembly